AGAGCAAAAACAAUUGCGCGACAAAAAAAUCCAAAUAUCAUUAAAUAUUACGUAGCUUCAGUAAAAUAUUCACCCUGCAACUCCUCCUUAGUCCCGUUGCACACAGCACAACGAUGAUGAGCCUGCUGGGCCGACCCGACGUGGAUGCGGGCGAAGUGUUUGUGAACUUCAAUCAAAACAUAACAUCACUUGCAGUCGCCACCAGCGGGGGCUACAGCCUGUACAGCCUGGGGUCUGUGGACUCGACACUGGACAAGAUAUAUCACACGAAGAGCGAUGAGCUGUUCCUUAUCGAGCGCCUGUUCGAGAGCUCCUUGGUGGCCAUUGUGUCGCAGCGGGCGCCGCGUAAGCUGAAGGUGUGCCACUUCAAGAAGCAGAGCGAGAUCUGCAACUAUUCGUAUGCGAACACAAUUCUGGCGGUGAAGUUGAAUCGAGAGCGCCUGAUCGUUUGCCUUGAGGAGUCGCUCUACAUUCACAACAUACAGGACAUGAAAGUGGUGCACACCAUCCGGGACACACCCUGCAAUCCGUUGGGUCUCUGCGCCCUAUCGUCAUCCUCGGAGCACUGCUAUCUAGCCUAUCCGGGCAGCGUCACCUCCGGCGAAGUGCAGAUCUUUGAUGCCAUCAAUUUGCACGCCAAAACUAUGAUACCCGCCCACGACACUCCAUUGGCGGCCAUAGCGUUCAGCCCCUCGGGCACGGAAAUAGCCACAGCCAGCGAACGCGGCACGGUCAUACGCGUAUUCAGCUCCCAGGAUGGCAGUCGACUGUUUGAGCUGCGACGUGGCCUCAAACGUUGCGUCUCCAUUGUAUCACUCUCGUUCAGCAACUGUUCGGAAUACUUGGUAUCCAGCUCCAACACGGAGACUGUGCACAUCUUUCGCUUGGAUCGCAGCGCCGCCGAGACAGCUGAUCAUGGGAAGCAAUCGACCGAUGACUGGAUGGGUUACUCGUUUUUUAGAUUCUUAAGCAAAACGGUCACCAGCUACCUGCCAACGCAGGUGACCGAUGUGUUCAGCCAAGGACGAGCUUUUGCUUCGGUCUCACUGCCCGAGGCAGGAGUGCGUCGCAUGUGCGCCAUUACCACGAUACAAAAACAGCUCAGACUCUUGAUUGCCUCGCAGGAUGGUUAUCUGUAUGUAUAUUCCAUACCAUCUAUCGAGGGUGCCGAGUGCCAGUUGAUCAAGCGACACGAUCUACGUUUGGAAGAUCAUUAUGCCAUGGAUAUUAAAGUUGAUUCACCUCAAACUCUAGGCCUGAACAGUGGCGUAAGCAUCGGCGGUGCUGCUGGCGUUCCCCCCAGUGGUGCUGGUGCUGGUGCUAGUGGAAGUGCUGAUGGAAAAUCGACUGCCACUGACAAGCCAGGUGGCAGCAGCUCCACAAGUGGCGGUGGCGGUGCCAGCGGAAGUGGAAGCGCUGGGGCUAGCUACGCCUCGGCCGUAAAGGGUGACGAACCAGUGGGUGGAGGACCUUCAUCCACCUAGAUGCAAAUUCAAUUCGCGAACAACCAGAGAAAUAGAUCAGAAACCAUAACAACAAACUCACUCCUCAAAGUACUACGGACGAUGAUGCUAAAGUGAUUGCAAUUUGGAGCUCAUGCAGCUGGCGACGAUGAAGAUUGGGCGACGGUAGUAGCCUCUGUGUGGCGUCAAGCAUAUUUAAGUAAAGAAAUAAAUAGGUCAUAGACUUAAUUUAGCUUUUAAUGUUAUCAAUGGCGACCGCUUCCUUGUUUUUUACCAGCAAAAAGGGACACCACUCGCGUGUCGCGUUUCUCCUUUUUUCUUUAAACCCAUUAUAAAUACAAGCAAUGCUUAGUUGUUAAGCCCCCGUCCCGUUCGUGGCGCUGCCUUUGGAAUAGGAAAAUGCUUUUUGUCAUACACUCUUAAGUUAGUUGUUAAUUAAUAAUUUAAAACGAUUUAUAGAUUUGCUUUCAUAAUUGAAUUGAUUUGCCCUGCUUUUUACAAAUAAACGGCCUUUGCAAAUUA
This is a messenger RNA of Drosophila persimilis, 1985 nucleotides long. It is a transcript of the gene Atg18a, whose product is annotated as WD repeat domain phosphoinositide-interacting protein 2. Gene Ontology annotation, cellular component: phagophore assembly site membrane; extrinsic component of membrane; cytosol. The record is from RefSeq and is a predicted model, not a curated record. NCBI's taxonomy places the organism in Eukaryota, Metazoa, Arthropoda, Insecta, Diptera, Drosophilidae. Bases 114 to 1484 code for a protein of 456 amino acids. Gene Ontology annotation, biological process: protein lipidation; protein localization to phagophore assembly site; nucleophagy. Gene Ontology annotation, molecular function: protein binding; phosphatidylinositol-3-phosphate binding; phosphatidylinositol-3,5-bisphosphate binding. The transcript is spliced from 6 exons.